Aspergillus caelatus is the source of this 1086-nucleotide messenger RNA. Its product is annotated as amino acid permease-domain-containing protein. Gene Ontology annotation, biological process: amino acid transmembrane transport. Gene Ontology annotation, molecular function: amino acid transmembrane transporter activity. Bases 1 to 1086 code for a protein of 361 amino acids. The record is from RefSeq and is a predicted model, not a curated record. The transcript is spliced from 3 exons. Gene Ontology annotation, cellular component: membrane. NCBI's taxonomy places the organism in Eukaryota, Fungi, Ascomycota, Eurotiomycetes, Eurotiales, Aspergillaceae.
AUGGGAAGCCCGGUGUUCUUGGUUGUCGCCUACUACAUUAUAACUGGCCUGGUGUUUGGCAUAGUGACUGCGACGACCGAAAUGUCCUCGUACCUACCUGUUCCUGGCCCUUCUAUGCCAUAUUAUGCUAGCAGCUUCUUUUCAAGUAGCCUAGGGUUUGCCUUGGGCUGGAUGUACUGCUAUAUCUUUGCUAUCACUGUACCAGCUGAAAUAACGGCUGCAAGCCUUGUAGUUCAGUAUUGGAACCCUCCAGUGCAUGUGGCUGUGAUUAGUAUCAUCGGGCUUAUCAUCAUGGCCGUGGUGCUUGUUUUUGGGGGAGGUCCAAACCGCGAGUUGCUUGGUUUCCAUUAUUGGAAGCACCCUGGUCCUAUCAACGAGUAUCUGGUUACUGGUCAUGCUGGCCGCCUGAGUGCCUUUCUGGCUACCAUCUGCUUUUCAGUGUAUGCAUUCGGCUUCGCCCCAGAACUUCUUAUCAUCACUGGGGGAGAGAUGCAGUCCCAUCGAAGCAACCUACCAACCGCAGGAAAACGGUACUUCUACCGACUCGUGCUUUUCUACAUUAUCGGAGCUUUUGCCACCAGUGGGUCUGGCGCGGGAGCCUCUCCAUGGUCUAUUGCAGCCCGAAACGCAGGUAUAUUGGGCUUGGACUCGGUCAUAAACACAGUUAUAUUACUCUCCGCGUUGUCUGCCGGCAAUUCUUACUUCUACAUGUCAACGCGUGCCCUCUACUCGACGGCCUUGACAGGUAGUGCACCCCGUUUUCUGAUGAAAUGCACUAAAUCUGGCGUUCCCUACAAUGCAGUCGCGUGUAGCACGGCCAUCUGUCUUCUCUCCUAUCUCAAUGUAUCCUCCACAGGAGCAACCGUAUUUAAUUGGUUCGUCAACCUGAUCAAUACUGGGGCCUACCAGAGCUGGAUCUGUGUCUGUAUCGUCUAUUUGCGAUUUAGAAAGGCCACUGAUGCCCAGGGAGUGACUGACCUGCCCUAUCGAUCCCGAUUUCAGCCCUAUAUGUCGUACGUCUCUGGUGGUACUUUCAGUCUAUUGCUUCUUGUGAAAGGUUUCAAGAACUUCAUCAAUGGCCACUGA